Molecule: messenger RNA, 1392 nt
Organism: Aspergillus tanneri
Lineage: Eukaryota; Fungi; Ascomycota; Eurotiomycetes; Eurotiales; Aspergillaceae
Exons: 2
Coding region: 1-1392 (463 amino acids)
Source: RefSeq, a predicted model, not a curated record
AUGCUUUACGUUAACCCGCGGGUUCGACUGCAUUUAACAUGCGUAGUCGCACGAUCGUCCGUAACGAGACGAAGCUGGUCCAGCUCUCGGGAUGAAGCUUCCACGUCCUCCUCAGGUUACCACCCUCUCGAUAUCCUCGAAGGCGUCGAUAUAGUCAAAUUCCGCAAGAGAUGUUUUAUCCCCGAACUUCCGAUUACCCUUCCCCCUGGAUACUUCGGUGACUUCCCGGCCGUCGAGCGUUGGUUUCAGACAUCCCUAUCCCAGCCAGAAGCGUCGCGAUUGAAUAUAGCGUACCUGAAACAGCACGGUGCAGACGCAUUGGUACCACUAGAACUCACCCAAUCGCAUCUAGAGCAGAGUGCACACCAAGAAAGCCCAGGGAAAGAUGAGAUUGGGUUCCGGAAAUUCCACGCACCGCUAAGCCUUUUCUUGGAAUGGAUCCGUGCAGCAGAGACUCAAUCACCGCCUACACGGCUGUAUCUGGCACAGUGUCAGCUCCUUGAUCUACCACAAACACUGCGCAACGAUUUCCCAACUCCUGCUCUCGUGUCCCAAGCAGGACGAGGCGACAUUUACGACACCAACGUGUGGAUCGGACAUCCACCGACAUAUACUCCUCUUCAUCGUGAUCCGAAUCCCAAUCUUUUCGUCCAACUUGCCGGCAAGAAAGUUGUGCGAUUGAUCGCGCCUGAUAAGGGUCAGGCUUUGUUUGCUUCGGUGAGACAAAAAUUGGAAAAGAGUGGUGGCCACGAGGCAGCUGCGUUUCGGGGAGAGGAAAUGAUGCAGGGCCAGGAGAGGGCUUUGUUGGAAGAGGCUGUCUGGGGUGAUGUCUCGGACAUAUCUGGUUCAAAGAACGAUUGCAAGGGAUACGAGGUGCAUCUUGAGGCAGGUGAUGGAUUAUUUAUCCCCAAAGCAUGGUGGCAUAGCAUCAAAGGAGUUGGGAAGAGGGUCACAGCUUCCUCGCCAAGUCGGGCUUUCUCGGUGUUCCAGCUUCAGUGUCCACUAUCUCCUCCCAUCUACCAGCAAGCAAAGUCUUAUACGGCCAUGAAUACUGGAUCGUCCCAAAACCGCCACCAGCAGCAGCAACGACAAAGAGAAGACCCAGCUACGCACACCCCUGAAAAUAAAGAAUAUUUAGCCCUCCCGGAUGCUAGUACAGCUGGUUUUCAAUCUGCGGAAUUGGAUAUAAGUGGUGGUGAUUCCACUGUGAAGCUGGAUCAUCUAGGCCCUCUAGUGGUGAAUCAGGAUGGAACGUUAUCGCGGAUUACAAACUGGGGGCAGAUGACGGAGAUCGAGAGACUGAAUACGCUACGGGUUCUGGGGAAGAGGAAUAAGUUGCGGAUGGAGGCCGUGAAGGCUGCAGGAAGUGGACAAGAGGAUCAGGAGAAAUAA